CGAGCCUCUCAGCAUGCCUCACAAGCGCGCCAAGCGCUCCAUCCGUCUCGACCGCGCCAACCACCAGGGCCACGACCUCGCGCCGACGGCCGCCGACUCGCUGCUGCCCAUCAUCCGCACCCAGUGGGACGGCUCGCCCCUCGAGGGCGGCGACAAGCCCGCCGAGCCCCGAGCAGGCGCAAAGGCGGCCGGCAACAACAAGCGGCGCAAGAAGGGCGGCGCGGGUAACGGGGCCGACGAGAUGGCCGGUGCGAGCAAGUCGGCGUUCAGGGUCAUUAACGCCGUCAAGCUGCGCGAGGAGUACCACGCGGCCAAGAAGCGCAAGCUCGAGGACGAGACCAAGGGCAAGAACCCGAACCAGCACAAGAAACCGCCUGCCGCCAUGACGCCGCUCCCGUACGAGUCGCUCGGGUCGUUCAACCGGCGCGUCGAGCAAGAGAUGCGCGGCACGGUGCGCUCGGCGAUCCAGCAGGCGGGCUCGACGGCCCAGAAGCGCAAGGACCGCAAGGGCAAGAAGAAGGCCGACGACGGCGAGGACGGCGAGGCGGGCGAGCAGGACGACGAGGUCGACGAGGGCCCGGUCAAGCGCGGUCGCGACGGCAAGCCGCUGCGCAAGGCGCCCAAGGCGACGCCGGACGAGGCGCGCGACCCGUUUGCCAAGAAGCCUCGCGCCGCCACUGCCGGGUCGGACGACGACGACGACGAAGAUGCGGGCCGCAACCGCUCGGGCCGCACCGAGUUCGAGACGGUGUCGCAGCGCCGUCGCAUCGGCGACGUGGUGCAGGCCCCGCCGACGCUCGCCGACCCGGCGCGCCGCGGCCUCAUGCACAAGGUGCUCGGGCCAGGGGGCGCCGCUGCGUGCGGUACGACGAGCGAGGGCCCGGGCGUCGUGCGUCUCAAGGGCGCCGGCGCGGGCAAGGGCGGCGUCGAGGCGCCCGUCGGCAGCUCGAGGCUGCCGAUCAACCCGGCCAUGAAGGCGCUGCUCGACCAGGAGCGCGAGCGCGCCGUGCGCAUGUACCGCGAGCUCAAGGAGAAGCGCGAGCAGGCCAAGCAUGGCAGCGCCUGAGUCGCCUCUCUGCAUCUCGAGGAGCUCGCUCUCGUUUUCUCU
Messenger RNA from Rhodotorula graminis WP1, 1108 nucleotides. RefSeq lists its product as uncharacterized. The transcript is spliced from 4 exons. The record is from RefSeq and is a predicted model, not a curated record. NCBI's taxonomy places the organism in Eukaryota, Fungi, Basidiomycota, Microbotryomycetes, Sporidiobolales, Sporidiobolaceae. The coding region runs from base 14 to 1066 and encodes 350 amino acids.